Messenger RNA from Rotaria socialis, 1206 nucleotides. The record is from the annotation of a GenBank genome assembly. Lineage: Eukaryota; Metazoa; Rotifera; Eurotatoria; Philodinida; Philodinidae.
AUGAAAAUGAAUAAAAAUAAUAUAUUAAUUUGGUUAAAAGAAUUUAAAUGCAAUUGGUUACCUCAAAAUGUUUCAAAUGAUAAUUGUUUAUUUCAAUUGUUAACAAAUAAAAUUGAUGAGCUUGAACAAUUAUUAAUUCAUGAAAAGGAUACAUCAAUUGCAGAGAGACAUGAACGUGCGAAUACAACAACUAGUGAUAUCAAUCAAAGUUUUAUUUCGACAGAGGAAUCACACGAACCGUUCGUAUUCAUGACACCACCGAAUAAACGUAUUCAAAUCGAUGAUGAUGAUGAAAAGAAAGAAAAUCCUUCUCGGCCAAAGAUCCGUAUAAAACGAAUUACUUUAGCUGAAGCUGAACUUUAUUUACCAACUGCAUGGAUACUUGGUAAGGGAAAAUCAAAACGUGGUCGAAAAAAAGAUAAAAAGACAAUUUCAACAAUCGUCUUAAAUGGAAACAAAGCUAAGAGAAAUACCCAAACAAAUAAAUCAAUUUUAUCAUCAAUACCAGAUACGGAUAUGUCUGCAAACCCACCAACAGUUAAACGGCGAAUUGGUCGACCAAGAAAAACUCUUCAAUGUCCAUCAUUAUCAUCUUUGACAAGCACUCAAUCUCUCAAUAAUGAUAAAAAGAAAAGCAAACGGAAAUUGCGUGCAAUUGAUGCUGAAGAUGACGAUUUAAUUACUGUGGGAAAUUUAUUUCGAGCAAACAGUCUUAAUGGUGAAAUUGGUUGCGAACCAAUAUCUCGCUUUAUGGGACAAAAUGGUUUACUAUCUCAAACACGUAAAACUAGUGAAACAAUGAUGAAUAACGAAGAUGAUUCUACAUUCAAAUUGCAAAUGCCACAAACAAGUAACGAUGAUAUUGUAAUACCAUUAAAUCCAAUCAAAAACAUUAAAAAUACAACAGAAUCAUUCUCAUUUAUGGAAAUAUUAAACCAUAUCGAAGAUCAGACUUCUAUCAAUCACGAACCAGUCUUAAAUCAUGUUAUUGAAAAUAAUGAUAAUGAAUCAUUAUUUGCUACACUUAAUUUAACACGUGAUAGCACGUUCGAUUCAAAUUCUACUAUUGAUAAAGCUCAAAAUAUAAAUUAUAGCGAUUGUAUUGAAGAUAUAUCCAAUGAUGGAAUCGAUCCACCACCACCGCCACCACCACCAACAACAACAUUAUCGCCAACUAAUCUAUCUCAUUUGUCUGUAACAACAUGA